CGAACUCGAUGACGGUAGGCAAAGGAAGAACAACAUAAUGGGCGGCAGCGCGGCUGCGGCGGCUCUCCUUCUGGUGGUGGCAGCCAGCGCGGCGGCGUGCGCGGCGCAGCUCCGGCGCAACUACUACGCGGGCGUGUGCCCGGAGGCGGAGUCCAUCGUGCGCGACGCCGUGGCGAGGAAGUACCGGGAGACCUUCAUCACCGUGGGCGCCACGCUGCACCUCUUCUUCCACGACUGCUUCGUCGAGGGCUGCGACGCCUCCGUGGUGGUGGCGUCCACGCCCAACAACACCGCGGAGAAGGACCACCCGGUGAACCUGGGCCUCGCCGGCGACGGCUUCGACACCGUCCUCCGCGCCAGGGCCGCCGUCGACGCCGUGCCGCGGUGCCGGGGCCGGGUCUCCUGCGCCGACGUCCUCGCCAUGGCCGCCCGUGACGCCAUCGCGCUGGCCGGCGGCCCGUCGUACGCCGUGGAGCUGGGGCGCCUCGACGGGCUGCGCUCGGCGGCGAGCAGCGUGGACGGCAAGCUGGCGCCGCCGUCGUUCGACCUGGACCAGCUCACCGCGCUGUUCGCCGCCAACGGGCUGUCGCGGACGGACAUGGUCGCGCUCUCGGCGGGGCACACGGUGGGGUUCGCGCACUGCGGCACGUUCGCCGGGCGGAUCCGGGGGCCCGCGGCGCCGGACCCGGCGCUGAACCGGAGCCUGGCGGCGCGGCUGCGGGCGUGGUGCCCCGCCGGCGUCGACCCGCGGGUCGCCGUGACCAUGGACGUGGUGACGCCGCGGGUGUUCGACAACCAGUACUUCCGGAACCUGCGGGACGGGAUGGGCCUGCUCGCGUCGGACCAGGUGCUGUACACGGACCCGAGGUCCAGGCCCACGGUCGAGGCCUGGGCCCAGAGCAGCGAGGCGUUCAGUCGGGCCUUCGUGACGGCCAUCACCAAGAUGGGUCGGAUUGGGGUCAAGACGGGGGCCCAAGGGAACAUCCGCCGCAACUGCGCAGUGCUCGAUUGAAGCUGCUUGCCGUGUAUGCCAAGCAGGGAUGUCAAUGGAUCG
Molecule: messenger RNA, 1054 nt
Organism: Panicum virgatum (switchgrass)
Lineage: Eukaryota; Viridiplantae; Streptophyta; Magnoliopsida; Poales; Poaceae
Product: peroxidase 50-like
Exons: 3
Coding region: 38-1012 (324 amino acids)
Biological process (GO): response to oxidative stress; hydrogen peroxide catabolic process
Molecular function (GO): heme binding; peroxidase activity
Source: RefSeq, a predicted model, not a curated record